Molecule: messenger RNA, 1143 nt
Organism: Camellia sinensis
Lineage: Eukaryota; Viridiplantae; Streptophyta; Magnoliopsida; Ericales; Theaceae
Source: RefSeq, a predicted model, not a curated record
AUGUCAGACUACAUACCCAAUGAACUCAUAAUUGAAAUUCUUGUAAGACUCCCCGUACAAUCUCUACUUCGAUUCACAUCUAUCUGCAAAUCAUGGCACUCUCUCAUCACAAACCCUGGUUUCAUCACCAAACACCUCAAUCAAACCAUUACGGACAGAAAAAGAAACAGUGACAAGCUUCUCCUUAGGCUUUACACUGAUAAUGAUGAGAAAGAACACUAUCUCUUGUGCUCCGACGACGAAAAAUUCGGUGACGAUUAUUCGGAAUUCAAGUUCCCAUUCAAAAGCUUAAUUGGUUAUUUCAGAAUUGUUGGUAGCUGCAAUGGUUUGCUAUGUCUUUGCGACGAUUAUUUCGGUGAUACCCAUCAUAUUGUUUUAUGGAACCCAUCAAUUAGGAAAUCAGUGACUCUCCCUAUGCCUUGUAAGCCACAAGGCCCCUAUAUGUUUGUUCUUGGAUUUGGGGCUCACCCCAUGACUCAUGAAUACAAGGUGGUGAGGAUUGUGUAUGAGGAGCAUAUAAAUGGGUUCAAAGUUCCUCCGAAGGUUGAGCUUUACACACAAGGGAUAGGGUCGUGGAGAGAGAUUGAUUCUGCUGCUGCUCCUCCGUAUUGCAUAGUUGAAUUUAUGUGGUCACAAGCUUUUGUGAAUGGAGCUGUACAUUGGGUUGCAUAUGAUCCAAGUGCGGUGGGUGGUUUUUGCAAUUUGAUAGUGUCGUUUGAUAUGGUUUCUGAAGCAUUCUCUGAGAUGAUGCUACCUCCUGCUUUAGCUGGUCGGUGUCCAAUUCGUCUGUCCAUAAAAUUAUUUGGAGAGUCAUUGGCUGUGUUUUGUGGUGCAGAAACAGGCAGAUCUUCUUGCUGCAUAUGGGUGAUGAAAGAAUACGGAGUUGCAGAAUCUUGGACUAAACUAUUCAGUAUUAAUCUACCAGGUUUGUUGAACAAGACAUUGGGAUUUAGGCAGAAUGGUGGGGUUCUGCUAUCAACAACUAACAACUGGCUAAUUUCUUAUGACCCUGGAACCAAAACAAUUUCGAAUACUGGAAUAAAGGGGAGUUCACACUCAUUUAAUGUUGAUACUUUCCUGGAAACCCUAAUUUUAGUGAAAGAACAUACUAAUGUUUUAGAGGGGCAGUUGAACCAUUUGUAA